Molecule: messenger RNA, 3969 nt
Organism: Linum tenue
Lineage: Eukaryota; Viridiplantae; Streptophyta; Magnoliopsida; Malpighiales; Linaceae
Source: the annotation of a GenBank genome assembly
AAAAGGAAACAGGAAAUGGAAGAACGAGAAGAAAAUAAUUGCAGAUUCGAACAGCCAGAGAAACAAAGAGCGAGAGAUAGAGAGAGGCCGAAGACGAAAUCAGCGGCCGAAGUAGGAAAGAAGAAAAAAGUCCACCGGCGGCGAAUUUCCUCUAUCGCUACGAUCUCCGGCGGAAUUUUCUCAGCCCCCUUUCCCCCUCUUUCCUUUCUUUCCCUUCGAAUAAUCAAUCCCCAAACCUAGUCCCUUUUUCUGUCCGUCGACUUUAAUCAUGUUAGAUAAUUGGCCUAUCUCUCUGUAAAUUUUGUCUUUCUGGAUCCUUCAAUCUGUGUUACUUCUUCUUCGCCAACCGCCAUUUUUUAGAUCUAUAAGCUUGAAGCUGAUCCAAUCUUCGCCCCUGAAUCGGGCUGCUGGUAGAUCCGAACAACUUGCUCGAAUUCUGUUCCGGCGCGGGGAUCCAUGGACGAUUUUCCCGGCCUCUUAGCGCGGGACUUUGGAUUCAAGCCGCAGGGGAAGUCUGCUCCCAUGGCGCCACCCGCGCGCAAUUCCAGCAACAGCAACGCCUUCGCUUCGUCGUUCGGAUCGGAGCCGACCCGGUCCGCCUCCUCCCUAUCUGGUAAAUCGGCUCCGAUCUUCGACGAUCACGAUCGCGUCGGCGGGGGAGCGGACGGUCUAAUGUUCAACGACGUAUUCGGCGGGCCGCCGAAGUAUGGGGAAUCGCGUGGCGGCAGGAGCGGGAAUGCCGGGUCAUCUUCGUCUGCCGCUACUUCUUUCGACUACGACGCAAUCUUCAAGGACCAGAAUGCCAAGUCGUCGUCGCUUCCGGUUUUCGAUAAGCCGGUGUACGACGAGGACAUUUUCGAUGGGUUGCCUGGGCUGAAGAGUGCGUCGGUGACUUCUUCCACGGCUAAGUUCCACGACGAUGUGUUUGCUGCUGUUGGUGGUGGUUCUUCUCCCAAACACAAGUCGAUGAACAGCUCCGCGUUUGAUGAUCUGUUGGGGAAUCUGGGUAAGAAAGGGGCGGAGACCAAGAGAGAGGCUCCUUCCAAAGUGGAGAAAGAUUCUCCUGCAUUUGAUGAUUUGCUUCCUGGCUUUGGUCGCAGUAGCUCUCCCAGCAUAAGCAGGUCAACUUCUGAGUCCAGUCAGGCCAGACCAUCUACCAAUUCAGCCAAGACUGCUCCUGCUACAAUUGACGAUCCAUUUGUAGUGUUAGAGUCAACAUCAACUCCUGCAGCAGCAUCCUCUGGAGGGUUUGUCGAUCCAUUGGAAGAAAUCGGUAGAUUCAGUAGCUCAGGAAACACAAGAGUUAAUAGCUCACGCGUACAUAAAGGAUCAUUUGAUGACUUAGAUCCUCUUGAAAAUCUUGGAAAAUCUGUUCCAUCAGCUUCAAGUGAGGUUAACGAGAGGCGGAAGAACAGGAGUCCGUUAAGAUCGGAAGCCAGCAUGGGUCGUAGUUUUUCUCCUGUUAGUCAGGAUCCAGUCGACAAAUAUCCUGUGGAGAAUUCUGGGAGAUACUCACAGAACAAGGCUCCCAUUGAUAAUUUUCAGGAAAAUCCUUUUGGUCCGACAGAGUCUAGUAAAGCAGCCAGUGCUCCUCCACCUUCAUAUGCCAGCUUCUCAGCUAAUGAUACCUUUCCAUCUCCAGUAGCUGACGAGGUCACAGAAUCAACUGAUGAGAUAUGGCUAACCGUUUCAGAAAUUCCUCUGUUUACUAAUCCUACUAGUGCUCCUCCGCCUUCUAGGCCUCCACCUCCAAGACCACCAAGGUCGAACGCGAGAAAGAAGUUUAAUGAAUACUCUUUCUCUAGAUCACAAAGUCCUAAGACAGAGCAAGGAUCGAGAAGCUCCACAACUCCAAUUGACGAACUUGAAGAUUUUGCCACUGGCAGGGCCCAAAACAAUAAUGUAAAUGAUCAUGGAAACACUUUUGCUGGUGAUGAUGUGGACACAAAUUCUUCUUCGGCUGCUGCAUCUGCAGCUGCUAUGAAGGAUGCUAUGGAUAAAGCAGAAGCUAAAUUCAGGCAAAUGAGAGAGAGGGAGUAUCUGAAGGCUGCUAGAAGUAAGGAUUCCAGUCAGCAGGACAAAGAUAUGCUAGAAGCACAGCAAAGAGAACUCAGAGAAAGGCAAGAGAGACUAGACCGUGAAAGGCAGCAGAGGGAGAAGGACGAGGAGGAUAGAGAACAGAGGAGACUUCGUGAGAUGGAGAGGGAAGAGAAGGAGAGAGAGCAGAAGAGGCAAGAAAGAGAAAGGGAACGACUCGAAAGGGAAAGAGCCAGACAAGCAGUAGAAAGGGCCACUAGAGAGGCACGCGAAAGAGCAGCCAUUGAUGCUCGGGUUAGAGCUGAAAGGGCUGCUGUAGACAAAGCCUCUUCCGAAGCUCGAGAAAGAGCAGAAAGAGCUGCUGUUCAGAGGGCACAAUCCGAAGCUCGCGGAAGGGCAGCAGCAGAUGCUAAGGAAAGAGCAGAAAGAGCAGCAGCAGAAGCACGAGAGAGGGCACAAGCUGAAAAGGAAAGGGAGGCCCGAGCUAGAUCCGAACGUGCUGCAGUAGAAAGAGCAGCUCAAGAAGCUCGAGAAAGAGCAGCUGCUGCUGCAGCAAGGGCAAACCAACAAAAAUAUGAUGCCCAACCCAAAAAUGAAAAUGAUCUUGAAUCAUUCUUCAGUUCUCGACCGAGCAGCGCUCCACGACCUCAGGCAACCACUUCUGAUCCGUUCUUUAAUACCGCUAGCAAGGGACCUCCUGAACCACCUAAGAGGACUUCUGUUGGUUCUUCAUCUAACAUGAGAAAAGCAUCUUCAACUGCAAACAUCGUUGACGAUCUGUCUUCUAUUUUUGGAGCUUCUGGAGGUGGACAAUCUGGAGAUUUCCAAGAGGUUGACGGGGAAACAGAAGAAAGACGAAGAGCCAGGCUGGAACGCCACCAAAGAACUCAGGAGCGCGCAAAGCAAGCAUUGGCUGAGAAGAAUCAGCGUGACCUUCAAGCACAGAGGGAACAAGAAGAGAGACAUAAAAUUGGUGAAACUCUGGACUUUGAGAUCAAACGAUGGGCUGCUGGGAAAGAAGGGAAUCUACGUGCUCUACUAUCAACAAUGCAAUAUGUAUUGUGGCCUGAAUGUGGUUGGCAGCCGGUUUCCUUGACCGACCUGAUUACUGCUGCGUCCGUCAAAAAAGUAUACAGGAAAGCAACUUUAUGCAUUCACCCUGAUAAAGUGCAACAGAAAGGUGCUAAUCUUCAACAAAAGUACAUUGCUGAGAAGGUCUUCGACUUGCUAAAGGAAGCAUGGAACAAGUUCAAUUCGGAGGAGCUAUUUUAAAACCUCAUUGCUACGCGAAAGCGACACAACUUCAUAUCAGGGAAUUCCACCAGUCAGUUAGUGUGUGGAGUGACGCUGCAAAGCCCCUGGCCAGCUCGGUUUACUGUGGAGUAUCGUCCACCGCAAGUAAGGGCCUCAUGGAAGUCAAGGACAGGUUUCACUUGCAAUAUGAAUGAUACUGCCCCUUUCUCGAGGCGUGAUUAUAUACUAAUCUCCUGUCAUGCAAGCUUGGUUCAUCGAUAUGUAAGCUGGGAAUCCCUGUACUCUAUUUAGAGACAAAUCUGCGGCAGCGGUCGCCCGAAGCCAAUGUGCACUAUAUGAAAGGCAGAUUUUGUGUUUAUUCUUUCUCUUCAUAGUCAAUAUUAUUUUUUGAGGGGGGUGCUGUUUUCUAAUUUACUUAUAUUUUGGUGGGUUGAUUAUGUUGAGUCGACAGGGGGAUCUUAUUGUAUUCGUAUACGUCGACGAUCUUGAUGGCUAUGUUUGAUUAAUUGAUUUGAUAUGUCGAGCUGAUAACACGAGCUGUUUUUAUUGAUUUGAUAUGUUGAGCUGAUAACACUGGAGCUGUUUUUAUUUGUAACUCAUUUUUUCAUAUCUUGGUUGCUCUUAUUCGAAUCUUGCAACAGUUUCUCAUUAAUACGAAGUGUUACUUCGGUUUCUUCA